Sander lucioperca (pikeperch) is the source of this 869-nucleotide messenger RNA. RefSeq names its product arylalkylamine N-acetyltransferase 1 (gene aanat1). The transcript is spliced from 3 exons. Lineage: Eukaryota; Metazoa; Chordata; Actinopteri; Perciformes; Percidae. Gene Ontology annotation, biological process: response to light stimulus; circadian rhythm. Gene Ontology annotation, molecular function: aralkylamine N-acetyltransferase activity. Gene Ontology annotation, cellular component: cytoplasm. The record is from RefSeq and is a predicted model, not a curated record. Bases 159 to 767 code for a protein of 202 amino acids.
CUGAAGGUGCGCCACUCUCUGUUCAGUCUUCACGGGCAGUCCUGUUACGCACGGAUCCGGCUUUUAGAAGAGGAGAUACUCGCGUUAAAGGAGAGAGCAGUAGGAAAGUCAGACAGUUUCUUUCGCUUUACUUUAAAACCUUGUGCAUAAAAAAGACCAUGUCAGUACUGAGCGCAGUGCCGUUCAUGAGGCCGCUCCAUAUGCGCUCUCCGGCGUCGCAGGGCCGCCGCCACACGCUGCCGGCCAGCGAGUUUCGCUCCCUCAGCCCGGAGGAUGCCAUCAGUGUGUUCGAGAUUGAGAGAGAAGCCUUCAUCUCAGUGUCCGGUGAGUGUCCUCUCCACCUGGACGAGGUGCGUCACUUCCUGACCCUGUGCCCUGAGCUGUCUCUUGGCUGGUUCGAGGAGGGACGUCUGGUGGCUUUCAUCAUCGGCUCACUGUGGGACCAGGAGAGGCUUACCACGGAUGCCCUCACUCUCCAUAAGCCUCACGGGAGCACCGUCCACAUCCACGUCCUAGCUGUCCACCGGACCUUCCGCCAGCAGGGCAAAGGCUCAAUCCUGAUGUGGCGCUACCUGCAGUACCUCCGCUGUCUGCCCUACGUCCGCCGCGCCGUGCUCAUGUGUGAAGAUUUCCUGGUUCCCUUCUACCGGAAGUCAGGUUUCAAAGUGCGGGGCCCCAGUGAGAUCACGGUGGGGCCCCUCGCCUUCAUCGAGAUGUUGUACCCAGUCAGGGGCCACGCCUUCAUGCGUCGUAACAGUGGUUGUUGAGGACAGAGGGAUUUAAUGUGGAUUUCCCCUGGCUAUCAGUGGUGGUGGGACCACUCCCCUCUUGGAAAAAGAAUUAGGGGACGUCUGAGCAGCUAUAUCGUA